Messenger RNA from Morus notabilis, 3695 nucleotides. RefSeq names its product ABC transporter B family member 11. The transcript has 12 exons. The record is from RefSeq and is a predicted model, not a curated record. Gene Ontology annotation, cellular component: membrane. Gene Ontology annotation, biological process: transmembrane transport. NCBI's taxonomy places the organism in Eukaryota, Viridiplantae, Streptophyta, Magnoliopsida, Rosales, Moraceae. Gene Ontology annotation, molecular function: ATP binding; ATP hydrolysis activity; ABC-type transporter activity. Bases 16 to 3684 code for a protein of 1222 amino acids.
UCCUUUGCUGACUCUAUGGAUUACUUGCUAAUGCUCGUUGGUGCGGUUGGCGCCGUUGGAAAUGGAAUCAGUCUUCCGCUUAUGACGGUUAUCUUUGGAACUAUGGUCGAUUCAUUUGGAGAAUCUGUGAACACCAAAGAAGUUCUUCCUAAUGUUUCCGAGGUUUGUCUAUAUUACGUGUACUUGGCGUUGGGGUCUGCUACUUGUGCACUUUUACAGGUGGCUUGCUGGAUGGUCACAGGGGAAAGACAGUCAGCGAGAAUAAGAAGUAUAUACUUAAAAACAAUAUUGAGGCAAGACAUUGGAUUCUUUGAUAUGGAGACCAACACUGGAGAAGUCAUUGAGAGAAUGUCAGGAGACACUGUGCUUAUUCAAGAUGCAAUGGGUGAGAAGGUAGGAAAGUUCAUUCAAUUAGUCGCGACAUUCCUCGGAGGCUUCGUCGUGGCAUUAAUCAAGGGAUGGCUUCUCACACUUGUCAUGCUAUCCGCAAUCCCUGCUCUUAUUAUCUCCGGUGCAGUCAUUAGCAUCACUAUAGCAAAGCUCUCGACCCGCGGACAAACUGCCUAUUCGCUGGCUGCAGUCGUGGUGGAGCAAACUAUAGGUUCAAUCAGAACCGUUGCUUCAUUCACAGGGGAGAAGGUAGCAAUAGACGAGUACAACAAGUCAUUGGCAGAAGCUUACAACUCUGGGGUGCAAGAGGGGUUGGCUAGUGGAUUGGGAAUUGGUGUUGUUAUGUUAAUUGUGUUCAGCAGCUAUGGUUUGGCUGUUUGGGUUGGUGCAAAAAUGAUAAUUGAGAAAGGCUAUACUGGAGGAGAUGUCAUUAAUAUCAUUUUUGCUGUGCUCACUGGCUCCAUGUCUCUUGGACAGGCAUCACCAUGCAUUACGGCGUUUGCUGCCGGUAGAGCAGCCGCCUUUAAGAUGUUCGAUGCAAUUAACCGGAAGCCACAGAUAGAUGCUUAUGACACCAGUGGGAGGAUAUUAGAGGAUAUUCAUGGUGACAUAGAGCUAAGGGAUGUUUCUUUUAGUUACCCAGCAAGGCCGGAUGAACAGGUAUUCAGCGGCUUUUCUCUCUUGAUACCGAGUGGGACGACUGCAGCUUUGGUUGGACAGAGUGGGAGCGGAAAAUCCACGGUGGUCAGCUUGAUCGAGAGAUUCUAUGACCCUCAAUCAGGUGAAGUCCUGAUUGAUGGAGUUAAUCUCAAAGAGAUCCAGCUGAAAUGGAUAAGACAGAAAAUAGGGCUUGUGAGCCAGGAACCAGUUUUGUUUACAUCAAGCAUUAAAGAUAAUAUUGGGUAUGGCAAGGAUGGUGCAACUGAUGAAGAGAUAAGAGCAGCUGCUGAGCUUGCUAAUGCUGUUAAAUUUAUAGAUAAACUUCCCCAGGGAAUGGACACGAUGGUUGGAGAGCAUGGAACUCAGCUAUCCGGGGGACAAAAGCAGAGAGUAGCCAUAGCCAGAGCAAUUCUGAAAGAUCCAAAAAUUCUACUUCUAGAUGAAGCCACAAGUGCUCUUGAUGCAGAAUCUGAGAGGAUUGUACAGGAGGCUCUUGACAGAAUCAUGGUAAACCGAACCACCCUCGUCGUAGCACAUCGCCUCAGCACGAUAAGGAAUGGUCCACAUUCAGAGCUAAUUAAGGAUCCGGAAGGAGCAUAUAGCCAGCUGAUAAGGUUACAACAAAUUUACCGAGCAUCAGAACAGUCAGGUGGUGCAAAUGGUCAAGACAGACCAGAACUAAUAGUCAAUUCUGGGAGGCAUUCAAGUCAAAGAUUUUCUUCAAUGCGUUCUAUAAGCCGAGGGUCAUCUGGAACUGGCAAUAGCAGCCGUCAUUCAUUUUCUGUCUCGUUUGGCGUCCCCACCGCGAUUGAAACACUGCCGGCAGAAUCCAACACUCUUGUAGCUUCAACACCACCACAGCCGCCGCAAGCUCCACAAGAAGUCUCGCUUCGCCGCCUCGCGCUUCUCAACAAACCCGAGGCCCCAGUGCUACUUCUUGGCACUAUAGCUGCAGCUGUGAAUGGCGUGAUAUUGCCCGUUUUCGGAUUACUUCUGUCUGGCAUAGUCAAAACCUUCUUUGAGCCGCCGCAUGAGCUAAGAAAAGAUUCAGAGUUUUGGGCAUUGGUAUUUGUGGGUCUAGGUGUGACGACUAUGUUGGUUAGCCCUUCAAGGGGAUACUUCUUUGCUGUGGCUGGUUGUAAGUUAAUAAAGCGAAUGCGGUCAAUGUGCUUUGAGAAAGUGGUUUACAUGGAAGUAAGUUGGUUCGAUGAAGGUGAGCACUCGAGCGGCGCAAUAGGCGCGAGGCUUUCCACUGAUGCAGCGUCGGUUCGAGGCCUAGUUGGAGAUGCUCUUGGCUUGCUAGUUCAGAAUAUUGCGACCGCUGUCGCUGGCUUGGUUAUUGCUUUCGAGGCAAAUUGGCAAAUGGCUCUUAUAGUCCUUGUUUUGCUGCCUCUAAUAGGAGUAAAUGGAUAUGUUCAAAUGAAGUUCAUGAAAGGAUUCAGCGCUGAUGCAAAGAAAAUGUACGAGGAAGCGAGUAAGAUAGCAAAUGAUGCAGUAGGAAGUAUCAGAACAGUGGCCUCAUUUUGUGCGGAAGAGAAGGUGAUGGAAUUGUACCAGAAGAAAUGUGAAGGGCCUAUAAAGGCGGGGAUCAGGCAAGGACUAGUUAGCGGUGCGGGUUUUGGAUUGUCAUUGUUCAUGCUUUUCAGUAUGUAUGCUUGCACCUUCUACGCCGGAGCCCGACUUGUCGCAGAUGGCAAGGCGGGCUUCUCCGAAGUUUUUCGGGUGUUCUUUGCGCUGAACAUGGCAGCCAUAGGAGUGUCACAAUCAGGGUCAUUGAGUCCAGAUAUAAACAAGACAAAGAGUGCAGCUGCUUCUGUGUUUGCAAUCCUUGACAGAAAAUCAAAGAUAGACACAAGUGAUGACAAAGGAACUGUAUUAGAAAGAGUGAAAGGAGAGAUUGAAUUUCGUCAUGUGAGUUUCAAGUACCCAACAAGACCUGAUGUCCAAAUAUUCCAAGAUCUUUGCUUGGCUAUCCACUCCGGCAAGACGGUUGCUCUGGUGGGAGAAAGUGGGAGUGGGAAAUCAACAGUGAUCUCAUUGCUGGAAAGGUUUUACGACCCUGAUUCAGGCAAAAUCACACUUGAUGGAAUAGAAAUUCAAAACCUACAACUCAAGUGGUUCAGACAACAGAUGGGGCUUGUAAGCCAAGAGCCCGUUCUCUUCAACGACACAAUCAGAGCCAACAUUGCUUAUGGCAAGCAAGGCAACGCCACUGAGUCUGAAAUUCUCUCUGCAGCACAGUUGGCUAACGCCCACAACUUCAUUAGUAGUUUACAACAGGGAUAUGACACAAUAGUAGGAGAGCGCGGUAUACAAUUGUCAGGAGGGCAGAAGCAGAGGGUGGCAAUUGCAAGAGCCACAGUGAAAACACCAAAAAUACUGCUCCUAGAUGAAGCCACCAGUGCUCUAGAUGCUGAAUCGGAACGAGUGGUUCAAGAUGCACUUGAUCGGGUUAUGGUGGACCGGACCACCGUGGUGGUGGCCCACCGCCUGUCCACCAUCAAGGGCGCGGAUUUAAUUGCUGUGGUGAAAAAUGGAGUCAUUGCAGAGAAGGGGAAGCAUGAAACUUUGAUGGCUAUUAAGGAUGGAAUCUAUGCUUCUUUGGUAGCUCUGCAUACAACCACUUCCUCUUAGUUUCCUUUUGU